AAGAACGCUUUGCCCAAGCAGAUAAUACGCAAAAUCCACGCACCUCCUGUCGUGGCGCCUCCAGGUCGCGAAUGAAUGGAAGAACGCUUUGCCUAACUCCGUGACGUGCAAAACGACACGACAAGAUAACGAUACGAAGUCUGUGACGUGGGUCUGAUAAUCGAGCUCUCCAAAGAUAUCAAGGCUUCACUCGAUUCUACACUCAACACCCCAAGUAACAAUCACUCUUACAUAUAGCCAUCAUGAAGCUCACCUUGUCUUUUGCUUUUGCUGCCAUCGCUUUGCUACAAGUGACGGCGGCAGUGCCCGUUGUCGACAAGCGUGUCGUGAAGCCGUCCGCUGGUCUUGUUGCCGAGGGCUCUCCUGAUGUCGAAGGUAAUUCUUCAGCGCCAGCCUCGUUUUUUGCGUGGAAAAUUCACCUAGUUGACAACAUAGACGUCGAGAAGCGUGUCGUGAAGCCGUUCGCAGCCAGAGCCAAAAUUCCAUCGGAGGAGUGGGGCACGUUGGAGGAGUGGGUCGCUGACCCUCCUGCAUCCAUUCUGAGCGCUCUUCAAAUACUACACGCCUUGAGCAGUCUUUAG
Molecule: messenger RNA, 581 nt
Organism: Suillus paluster
Lineage: Eukaryota; Fungi; Basidiomycota; Agaricomycetes; Boletales; Suillaceae
Exons: 3
Coding region: 243-581 (112 amino acids)
Source: RefSeq, a predicted model, not a curated record